Molecule: messenger RNA, 2148 nt
Organism: Dictyostelium discoideum AX4
Lineage: Eukaryota; Evosea; Eumycetozoa; Dictyosteliales; Dictyosteliaceae
Exons: 2
Coding region: 1-2148 (715 amino acids)
Molecular function (GO): zinc ion binding
Source: RefSeq, a predicted model, not a curated record
AUGAAUAAUGACAUAAUAUUAGAUAGUAACAAUACCAAAUGUACACAUCACACAAAUAAAAAACUUAAACUUUUAUGUUUAGAUUGUAAAUUAAUUCCAUGUUGUAUUCAAUGUAUUUCUCAAGAUGGUGAACACCAUGGUCAUAAAACAAAUUCUAUAGAUUCAAUAGCAACAUCAAAUAUUCUUAAAAUGAUGAAUUUAUUUAAAAAUGAUAUCAUUCCAAAAUUAAAAGAAACAAUAGAAAAUGAUAAACAAAUAAUCAAUGAAUCUGAAAAUAUUUAUAAUGAAAUUAAACAACAAUAUGAAAAUAAUAAAAGUUUAGUAACAGAUGAAUUUAAUAAAUUUCAUAAAAUACUUCAAAUUAUUCAAUUAAAUAUUGAAAGGCAAUUAAAAACAACAUUUGAUCAAAAUACAUUAAUUAAUACUACUAUUAAUUCAUCAAUCAAUAAUAAAAAUAAUAAUCAAAAUAAUAAUAAUAAUAAUAAUAAUAAUAAUAAUAAUAAUAAUAAUAAUAAUAAUAAUAAUAAUAAUAAUAAUAAUAAUAAUAAUAAUAAUAAUAAUAAUAAUAAUAAUAAUAAUAAUGAGGAUAAUAAUAAUAAUUAUGGUAUUAAUAUAGAAUCAAUAAGUUAUAAAUUAGAUAACCUUAAUGAUACUCACUUUCAAUAUUAUGAUGAAAAUCAAAUUUACAAUUGGCUUGAAAAUGAAGAAAUUUAUCAAUUAAUUAAAAAAUAUCAACAAUCAUCAACAAUAGUAAAUAAUAAAAAUAAUAUUGAUAAUUUAAAUAAAUUAAAAGAAUAUGAUAAUCAAUCAAUAAUAUUCAAUAAUAAAAUAAUUGAUGAUAUUAAAAAUAAUUUAAAUUUAAUUUAUAAAUUUGAUAAUAAUAAUAAUAACAACCAAAAUAAUAAAAACAAUAUUAAUAUUAUAGAGAACAAUAUAAAUAGUAUAUAUAAUAAUAAUAAUAAAAAAAGUGUUAAUAUUAUGGAGAACAACAAUAGUAUAAAUAAUAAUAAUAAUAAUAAUAAUAAUAAAAAUAAUAAUAAUAAAAAUGAAAAACUAAAGAUUGAAAUCGAUGAAAAUAAUUUUAAAUUUAUAAGGAGUAAGUGUUGGUAUGGGAUAUAUUAUAUAUAUUCAGAGAAUUGUGAAUUUUCAAAAUAUAAAGAUAUAAAAUCAAUUGCAUUUGGAGAAGAUUGUGGUAGUUUAUUAAAAUUUAAAUUAAAAGCAAAUUUAAAGAGAGUUAUGUUAUUAGAUGGAUUUAAAGAAAGUUUAGAACCAGGUGUAUUACCAAAUAGUAUUAGAUAUUUAGAAAUAGGUGAUAUUAAAACACCAUUACUAGUUGGAUCAAUACCAUCAACUGUUAUAAAUUUAACAUUUAAUGAUGGAUUUAAUCAAUCAUUAGAACCUGGUAUUAUUCCAUAUAAUCAGGGAAAUAAUGAACGUAUAUUGUCAUAUGUACCCGUGGAAGGUGUACAAAACUUAACAUUACAUAAUAUUAAAAGUGAACUAAACAUUGGAUCAAUUCCAGGGUCAGUAGAACAAUUGACACUAAAAGAUGGAUUCUCUCAAACAUUAAAGCCAGGUGUUAUUCCAAAAAGUGUUAAAAAUGUAAUAUUAUACGAAAUAACAAAACCAUUAAUAAUCGGAUCAAUACCAAAUACAGUUUCAACAAUAUACUUUUAUAAAGGUUUUAACCAAUUACUUACAGCAGGUAUUAUACCAGAAGGUGUUCAAAGAUUAGUAUUCCACCAAGUUAAGGACUUAUUGAUUGAAGGUUCAAUUCCUAAAUCGAUUCAUUUAUUAUGUUUCGAGAAUGGUUUCAAUCAAAUAAUAUCACCAGGUAUAAUUACUAAUGGAGUGUGCAAGUUAGUUUUGGGAGAAAUUAUACAACCAUUAUUAGUGAAUUCAAUACCAAAUUCUGUCACCAACUUGCAUAUCAAUAUUAGAUUUAAUCAAGCACUAACACCAGGAAUCAUUCCAAAUUCAAUAAAGGUAUUAACAUUAGACAGUGUAAAUAGACAACUAGUUGAAGGAUCAAUACCAAAAACAAUUCAAAAAAUUAUUUUAAAUGAAAAUAUUGAACCAUCAUCUUUAGAUGUUUGUAAAUUAGAUAAAUCUGUGCAAAUAUUAAAAAGAAAUUUUAAUUUAUUAUAA